CGAUGGCGACCACGCCCACCCUGGCCCUGUUCCUGCUCCUCCUGGGCGUCACCCGUGCACACAGCGACGGCCCCGCCCCGCGCAGGCCCAACUUCGUGCUCAUCAUGGCCGACGACAUGGGCAUCGGGGACCCCGGCUGCUACGGGAACCGGACGCUGAGGACCCCGAACAUCGACCGCCUGGCCCGGGAGGGCGUGAAGCUCACGCAGCACCUGGCGGCCUCGCCCCUGUGCACGCCCAGCCGCGCCGCCUUCCUCACCGGCCGCUACGCCGUGCGCUCGGGCAUGGCGUCGCGCAACCGCGUGGGCGUGUUCCUCUUCACCGCCUCCUCGGGCGGGCUCCCCCCCAGCGAGGUCACCUUCGCGCGGCUGCUGCAGGACCGCGGUUACGCCACGGGGCUCGUGGGGAAGUGGCACCUGGGCCUGAGCUGCCGGCACCGCGCCGACUUCUGCCACCACCCGCUGCGCCACGGCUUCGGCUUCUUCCUCGGGUUCCCGCUGAGCAACCUCCGCGACUGCCGGCCGGGCGCGGGCUCGGUGUGGGCGGGGCCGCUGGGCGUGGCCGCGGGGGCGGCGCUGCGGGCGCUGGGCGCGUGCGCGGCGGCGCUGGCGGCGGCGCGCGGGGCGGGGCUGGCGCGGGCGCGGGGCGGGGCCUGGGCGGCGCUGGCGUUGGCGUUGGCGGCGCUGGGCGUGGCCGCCGCGCCCCGGGCCCUGAGCCUCGGCUUCCGCCUCGCCAACUGCGUCCUCAUGGCCGGCCUGGAGGUGGCGCAGCAGCCGGCGGAGCUCGACGGCCUCGCGGGGGCGCUGGCGGCGCAGGGCGUGGCCUUCCUGGAGCGGCACGCGCGCGCCCCGUUCCUGCUGUUCGUCUCCUUCCUGCACGUGCACACGGCGCACUUCGCGGGGCCCGGGUUCGCCGGGCGCAGCCGCCACGGGGCCUACGGGGACUCGGCCGAGGAGAUGGACUGGGCCGUGGGUCAGAUCCUGGACGCCCUCGACCGCCUGGGGCUGACGAACGACACGCUCGUGUACUUCACGUCUGACCACGGCGCCCACGUGGAGGAGGUCAGCGCCGAGGGCGAGAUGCACGGCGGCAGCAACGGCAUCUACAAAGGCGGCAAGGCCACCAACUGGGAGGGCGGCAUCCGCGUCCCCGGGAUCGUGCGCUACCCGCGCCUCCUCACGCCCGGCCUCGAGGUGUCCGAGCCCACGAGCAACAUGGACGUGUUCCCCACGGUGGCCAAGCUGGCCGGGGCGGAGAUUCCUUCCGACAGGAUCAUCGACGGGCGUGACAUGAUGCCGCUGCUGCAGGGCCACGCCCCGCGGUCGUCGCACGAGUUCAUGUUCCACUACUGCAACGCCUACCUCAACGCCGUGCGCUGGGCCCCGCCCAACGAGACCGCCGUGUGGAAGGCCUUCUACUUCACGCCCAACUUCGACCCCCCGGGCGCCAACGGCUGCUUCUCCACGCUCGUGUGCUUCUGCGCGGGCGACCACGUGACGCGCCACGACCCCCCGCUGCUCUUCGACCUCUCGCGCGACCCCGGCGAGCGCCGACCUCUGACCCCGGCCUCGGAGCCGCGGUUCCACGCGGUGCUGGCGGCCAUGGCGGACGCGGCCGACGCCCACGCGCGCACGCUCGACCCCGCGGUGCCCGACCAGCUCUCGCUCGCCAACCUGGUGUGGAAGCCGUGGCUGCAGCUGCGCGGCCCGACCGUCGCGUGACGCUGAUAUGAAGUUGGCAUGACGUUGGCAUGACCUUAGCAUGAAGUUGGCGUGUUCCCGUCACGCGUGGACUCGGCGUGACUCCCCGGGAGGCGUCGAGGCCGACAACUGUGAGCAACGCACGCGACACCGACCACACGCGUGUUACAUACGUGACCUUGGCGUGUUCAGGUCGUGCCGCCCCACACACACACACACACACGAAACCCCAUGCAGUCAGCACUUUCGGUCACGCGUGACCCCUGUUCCCCGACACGCGUGUCCAUUCCCGACCCUGGCACACGCAGCACUUUAGUCCCCGCGACACAGCACACGUAUGAAGAAUAUUUAUUCUCCCUGGCCCCGCCCAGAACAUCAAUAAAUCACAGCACUGGG
Messenger RNA from Mesocricetus auratus (golden hamster), 2096 nucleotides. Its product is annotated as steroid sulfatase. Lineage: Eukaryota; Metazoa; Chordata; Mammalia; Rodentia; Cricetidae. The transcript has 9 exons. The record is from RefSeq and is a predicted model, not a curated record. The coding region runs from base 3 to 1721 and encodes 572 amino acids. Gene Ontology annotation, molecular function: arylsulfatase activity.